Messenger RNA from Ostrea edulis (European flat oyster), 678 nucleotides. RefSeq names its product P2X purinoceptor 7-like. The transcript has 3 exons. Lineage: Eukaryota; Metazoa; Mollusca; Bivalvia; Ostreida; Ostreidae. The record is from RefSeq and is a predicted model, not a curated record. The coding region runs from base 1 to 615 and encodes 204 amino acids.
AUGACUGAAUCGCCCAGUGAUUCUAAUUGCUCUGAAACUUCAAAGUUAUCAUUAUCGCUUUCCUGUGAAUCUUCAAGCUUUGAAGAGGAAUUAGAAACUGUUUUGGAGAAACCUGCGGUGACUCCAUAUCAGUUUGAGCCAUAUUUAUCGGACUCUGAUGAAAAUGAUUUAGAAAGUCCUACUCAGCAUGGCCAGGAUGACGGAAAUUCUGCCGAUAGUCGGCUUAACAACACAGACUGGUGCAGUUGUGGUCAGUGUGUUCCAAUGCCUUCAGCCAAGGAAUGUAUAUGUUGCACAGAAGUGAAGGCUAUAUCUGACCUUAUGGAAAAUGAUGGUGUCCAGUGCAUAACAGAUCAUCAGGGAUUCGACCCAGUAUGCUUGAACACAUAUGUACUGGCCACAGCAUACAACCAGUAUAAGCAACAAUACAAUAACGAAAUCCUGAAUGCUCCAGAACGAUAUAGGUAUACUAGCUACAGGCAGCUCGUGAGAUGGACAUGGGGAUACCUUGUGAAGCAUGUGAGGGUGGUUUUGCCAGCAUGUGCUGUUAACCAAAUACCAAGUCGUUUUCCUUCACCCCAAGAUGCUUAUGUUGGUUUUCAGGAUCACGAUUAACCAUCAACAGCAACCAUCAUCAGCCAUUUCAUGAUUUUCGGCCUGUCUAUUAUUAGUAUAACG